AUGUACACCAGUUCGCUUGCGGCCCGUGAAGAGGAAUAUGAUUAUCUUUUUAAAGUUGUUUUGAUAGGAGAUUCAGGUGUUGGCAAGAGCAAUCUAUUGUCCCGGUUUACCAGAAAUGAAUUUAAUUUAGAAAGCAAGAGUACCAUUGGUGUUGAAUUCGCCACCAGGAGUGUCACGAUUGAUGGAAAAACUAUCAAGGCACAAAUUUGGGAUACUGCGGGUCAAGAACGCUACCGGGCGAUUACAUCCGCAUACUACAGAGGCGCUGUUGGGGCUCUCUUAGUUUACGACAUCUCCAAACAUGCCACAUUUGAGAAUGUGUUACAGUGGUUACGGGAGUUACGUGAUCAUUCCGAUACUGGUAUCGUGGUUAUGCUCAUCGGGAACAAAUGCGAUUUGCGGCAUUUGAGAAUGGUUCCUACGGACGAAGCCCGCAGUCUUGCCAGACGUGAAAAUCUGUUUUUCACUGAAACUUCUGCUUUGGAUUCAACUAAUGUAGACGAAGCCUUCGUACAAAUCCUCCAAGGUAGGCGGAUAUUGUGUUUAGUUUUGUCGAACGCUACAGAUCGUCUUUAUUUGGGGUAG
Echinostoma caproni is the source of this 585-nucleotide messenger RNA. Lineage: Eukaryota; Metazoa; Platyhelminthes; Trematoda; Plagiorchiida; Echinostomatidae. The record is from the annotation of a GenBank genome assembly.